GGAGGAGCAGAGUAGGAAUUGCAAAACCUAAAACCCUAAUAUUUUGAAUCAAAGUGUGAUGGGUCGGCGAAAGAACAACAAUCAGAGUUCGACAAGUAACGAGGAGGAGGGUAACAUGAAAAACCACCUUCGGUUCCAGGAUGCCGACGAGGUCAUCGAGGAUGCCGCCGAGAGCUCCAACCUCGACCACUCCAUGUGUGACCCCGACUCUUCUGUCUUUCUCGAAGAUUCCGAUGAUAAAACCAGCGCCGACUACUACUUUGAUUCCUACUCUCAUUUCGGAAUUCACGAAGAAAUGUUGAAGGACACUGUAAGAACUAAGACUUAUCAAAAUGUUAUUUAUCAGAAUAAGUUUUUAUUCAAGAAUAAAAUAGUUCUUGAUGUGGGCGCUGGGACUGGGAUUUUAUCACUAUUUUGUGCUAAAGCGGGGGCAGAACAUGUCUAUGCAGUUGAGUGCUCCCAUAUGGCUGACAUGGCAAAGGAGAUAGUUGAAGCUAAUGGUUACUCUAAAGUUGUGACGGUUUUGAAGGGGAAGAUUGAAGAAAUUGAACUUCCAGUUGCUAAAGUCGAUAUAAUCAUUUCUGAAUGGAUGGGAUAUUUCUUGUUGUUUGAGAAUAUGUUGAAUUCUGUACUCUAUGCACGUGACAAAUGGCUUGUGGAUGAUGGAAUUGUCCUACCAGAUAAAGCAUCCCUCCAUCUCACUGCCAUUGAAGAUGCAGAUUACAAAGAAGAUAAAAUUGAGUUUUGGAACAAUGUCUAUGGAUUUGACAUGAGCUGCAUCAAGAAGCAAGCCAUAAUGGAGCCUCUCGUUGACACAGUUGAUCAGAAUCAGAUAGCUACAAAUUGCCAGCUACUCAAGACAAUGGAUAUCUCAAAGAUGGCUCCUGGAGAUGCUUCAUUCACAGCACCUUUUAAGCUUGUAGCUGAACGUGAUGAUUUUAUUCAUGCUCUUGUUGCAUAUUUUGAUGUAUCAUUUACAAAGUGCCAUAAAUUGAUGGGCUUCUCUACAGGGCCAAGAUCACGAGCUACACAUUGGAAACAAACAGUCCUAUAUCUGGAAGAUGUCUUGACCGUUUGUGUGGGGGAGGCAAUAGUAGGGAGCUUGACUGUGGCUCCAAACAAAAAAAAUCCUCGUGAUGUUGAUAUAAUGCUCAAGUAUUCAUUCAACGGCAGGCGAUGCAAUGCUUCAAGGGUUCAAUAUUACAAGAUGCGUUGAGCCUAGUUUAUUGGGUAUAUUUUCCAAUGCUCCCCAUAUUUGUGAGAUUUUGACACAAUUGAUGCUUCCAUAUUUAUUUAAAUGAGGCUGCCGUUUAAGGACUGUAACUUGUUUGCUAUUUUUGUUUGAAUUCGUUCUCAUUUGCUCAAUUCUGUAUUGGAAUGUAAUGAUUAAAUUUGA
Messenger RNA from Gastrolobium bilobum, 1396 nucleotides. RefSeq names its product protein arginine N-methyltransferase 1.1. The record is from RefSeq and is a predicted model, not a curated record. NCBI's taxonomy places the organism in Eukaryota, Viridiplantae, Streptophyta, Magnoliopsida, Fabales, Fabaceae. Gene Ontology annotation, biological process: peptidyl-arginine methylation. Gene Ontology annotation, molecular function: protein-arginine N-methyltransferase activity. The transcript has 9 exons. The coding region runs from base 59 to 1216 and encodes 385 amino acids. Gene Ontology annotation, cellular component: nucleus.